CCUUCUCCUCGCACCCGUCACCUCGCGGCCGCCCCAGUGCCAAGCUGUCUCCCUUCGCCUCCAAAAAUGCCACCUCCAGUCCAGCUCUCCCUCUUCCGCCACGCCCUCCCUGCUCCCACACCCGUGUACGCCUGCGUCGGCGCGUACACUGCACCGAAGAGAGCGAACCAGCAGCGGCCCCACCGCGCACAGCAGACUGGCUUGGCUCGUCCACCUGCGUCCGGGAAUUACGCGUCUCACUCCAGAAAUAGGCAUAUCGCCGCUAUAUCAGCCUGCCAAGCAACCAUAUCCCGUCAGCAUGCCUUAAUCUGGCAGCCAUCCGCACGUGAAACGCCCACAUUAUCACCCUUAUCCCACGGUUAACUAUAUCUCUGUUCUUACCUCCGUCUCGGCCCCGACAGAGCCGCCCAAUGCGGCAGUAGACACGGUACCGCCACACACAUAAGACCCGCCCCUCGUUAGGGGCCAUCACUCUGGACCGCCAUGUCGAAUGCAGUGCCUUUCAGCUCGAACACCCGUGUGAUGUCGUUCUCCGACCUCAGUGAAGAUGUACUCGACCAGAUUCUCAGACGACUGCCGGAUUUCAAGACACUCGCGGCCACCAUCCGUACCUCCAAGCAACUCUACGGCAUCCUCGAUGCGCAUCCAAAGUCUAUCACGAGGAAGAUCGCAGAGACUGCAUGUGGCCACCCCGGGGUGUUGCCUGCUGCUCUGAGACUAGUGCGGAAAGUCAUCAAGGGUAACCUCGAAGAUGAUGAAACCGAGCCCGAAGAUGAGGAUGAGAACGAAAUCGUGGUCCCUCAGGAACCUCCAGAAGGGGAGAUGCUAGCAGUGCCAUUGACUCGUGAGGAAGCGCAAUUGUUGGAGGAACAUGGCGAGGUAAUUCGCUCGAUGCAAGACAUAUAUAGCAGGAGGCACAAGGACCGCAUGUCCUCUGCAAGUCGGCUUACACCCGACGAAGCAUUGCCCUUCAAGCGAGGGAUGUACCGUUUUUGGCUUUUCUGCGAAUGCUAUGCCCCGUCGGAAGACGAUGACCGCGACGAUUACCGCUACGAUGACCGUCAGGCUGCGCGGCAGCGAGCAGCAGACGAGUUCCUCGAGUUGCUACCUGCAGACGAUCUAUUUGAGGUGGGCGCUGCUGCCGCGUUCUGCGCCGAGAUGCACGAGUGCAACUACACAGCUGCGAAUGCGGCGCAUAAUCACCCUAUGAUACCGAACUGGCAUCUGGAUCACUCAUGCCUGGGCCCCGGAUCAAUUAUGGAGGAUUUUGAGAAGCUGGCCAUAACCCAACCUGAGGACUCAGGACUCUUUUGGACGUCUUUUGAGCGGGCCGUGACACGCUUGGGUCUCAACCAGAAAACUCGAGACGACAGGCUUGCCGACGCAAUCACUAGAGAAGUCGUCGGGGCAAAUGACAGCUGUGAUCGAUGCCACGCCGUGAGGGGAAUUGACCUCUGGGGAGCGACCAACUGGCCCCUCAUCCGUGGAUUUAUCUCGCUCUUUGAGUUCACAACGCUGCUCCCAGGACAUCUUCCACGGAACGACAUCGAGACGACACCGCUGCUCCAACGCCUUGGCUCUGAGCACUAUUUUAGAGGCACAUGUAGGGCGGAGGCAGACGAGAUAAUCACGAAGCUGAUGGAGGAGAUGAUCGAGACCGACGUGGAUGGCGGGGGGACGUGGACGAGGGACGGGUGGUACUGUCUCGACUGCGUACGCGAGCUGUUCAAAGAAAGGCUGUGGCGGUGGUGGUACGCGAAGAAGCGAGAAGGUGGCGCGCCUGAGAUGGAAAAUUGUUGGUAUGGAUAUAAUUGCCGGACAAUGCUACAUAGGCGACUGCACGCUUCGAAGUUAAACCAUCUCUGUGUACCUACGCGCGGGGAAUUAUAAGUAUCGAAUCUGCAGUUGCGGUCAAGCAGACGCGAAACCUAUUGAUUAAUCACGUUGAAUGUCAAAUUCCUGUAAGUCGUACAGUGCUGCACCUAUGUGUCCAAGCUGCUCUACUAUAGUGGGCACUCCCUCUGCGUGGUAUGAGUUGAUGAGAUUCAGAGUCUCCUGCAUUGCCAAUUGCUGUCAUGAC
Fomitopsis serialis is the source of this 2080-nucleotide messenger RNA. RefSeq lists its product as uncharacterized. Gene Ontology annotation, molecular function: ubiquitin-protein transferase activity. NCBI's taxonomy places the organism in Eukaryota, Fungi, Basidiomycota, Agaricomycetes, Polyporales, Fomitopsidaceae. Gene Ontology annotation, cellular component: nucleus. The transcript has 8 exons. Gene Ontology annotation, biological process: protein ubiquitination; mitotic cell cycle checkpoint signaling; ubiquitin-dependent protein catabolic process. The record is from RefSeq and is a predicted model, not a curated record. Bases 484 to 1890 code for a protein of 468 amino acids.